Molecule: messenger RNA, 3399 nt
Organism: Chenopodium quinoa (quinoa)
Lineage: Eukaryota; Viridiplantae; Streptophyta; Magnoliopsida; Caryophyllales; Amaranthaceae
Product: phospholipid:diacylglycerol acyltransferase 1-like
Exons: 7
Coding region: 788-2815 (675 amino acids)
Biological process (GO): lipid metabolic process
Cellular component (GO): cytoplasm
Source: RefSeq, a predicted model, not a curated record
CAUGCAUGUUUGUAAUCAUUUUCAUACAAAAAGAACACUAAUUAUAUGUAACAUCUUACAAUUGUGGAAACUUUAUAAUCAAAUAUGAACAGACAAAAUUAAUUUAUUUCAAUUUAAUAUUCUUUAAUAACACACACUACCACAUUCAAGAUUGGAUUAGGUCAAGGAGUAAACUAGAAGAACACGAAACAACUUCACAUCUCUAGAAUAAAAACACAUUCCACUUUCCAUGCAAUUCCUUUUCCGUUUCCCUUUCCCUCUCCGUUUCCCUUUCCUUUCUCCCGACAACUCCCAUCCAAAGCAAAAAGACGAAAAGAAGUCUCUUCAUAACCCAUUAAAAAAAAUUAAAAAAAAUAAAGAAAAAAGAAUCAUACGACGUCAGCCCACCAUAGAUUACAUGCAUCAGCAAUUAUCCACCGUUAGAUCUUCUAAGCUGUUUCCAGAACAACCUGCCGUUUCCACGUGGCCAUUUUAAUUCGCUGUAAUGUGGGUCGCACCGUACUCUUUGAAUAGUGGAUCCCACAAACACUCACAUUUUAGUUUUUCCGUUUUUGCAUAAUAAAAAGUUUUUAAAAAUAAAAUCCCAAUAAGAGAAAAACCAAAAAAAUUUCUCUCAUUUUCUCUCUCCUCCUCCGCCAUUGCCACCGGCAAACCAACCACCACCUCCACCUCCAAAUCGAGCAACGGCCUCCAAAUUUAACGUUGCUCAUUCAAACAUUCAAAUAUUCCAGCUUAUUUUAAUUUAGUGUGAUUAUCAAAUUUGUUGUCGGAAUCGGCGGAGGAAACGAUGCCGUUUCCACGCCGGAGAAAGGGUGCAUCCCCUCCACUACCUCCAAUAGAAGAUUCCGGAACAAUCGAGAAGGAGACAGAGGAGAAUAAGAAGAGGAGAGAGAAAGAGGAGGAGUUUCGAAGGUCGAAGAAGGAGAAGAAAUGGUCAUGUAUAGAUAGUUGUUGUUGGGUUGUAGGAAUGGUAUGCUGUACAUGGUGGUUUAUGUUAUUUUUGUUCAAUGCAAUGCCGGCUUCGUUUCCGCAAUUCGUUACGGAAGCGAUUACCGGGCCAUUGUCUGAUCCUCCUGGUGUUAAGUUACAUAAAGAGGGUUUGAAGGCGAAACAUCCUGUUGUUUUUGUGCCCGGUAUCGUUACCGGGGGUCUCGAGCUUUGGGAAGGUCACAGUUGUGCUGAUGGAUUGUUUCGGAAGCGCCUUUGGGGUGGUACUUUUGGUGAAUUGUAUAGAAGACCCCUUUGCUGGGUUGAGCACAUGUCUCUGGAUAAUGAGACUGGACUUGAUCCUGCUGGUGUAAGAGUCAGACCUGUCUCCGGUCUUGUGGCUGCUGAUUAUUUUGCUCCUGGCUAUUUUGUAUGGGCUGUUCUGAUUGCUAAUCUGGCUCGAAUAGGGUAUGAGGAGAAAACCAUGUAUAUGGCUGCAUAUGAUUGGAGAAUUGCAUUCCAGAACACUGAGGUAAGGGAUCAAACUCUUAGCAGGAUGAAAAGUAAUAUAGAACUUAUGGUUGCAACAAAUGAAGGGAACAAGGUGGUUGUAAUUCCACAUUCCAUGGGUGCUUUGUACUUUUUACACUUUAUGAAAUGGGUUGAGGCACCAGCCCCAAUGGGUGGUGGGGGUGGAUCUGAUUGGUGUGCUAAACAUAUCAAAGCGAUAAUGAAUAUUGGUGGACCAUUUCUAGGUGUUCCCAAAGCUGUUUCUGGACUAUUCUCAGCCGAAGCCAAGGAUAUCGCUGUAGCCAGGUCUGUUGCACCUUCUGUUCUGGAUAAGGAUGUCUUUGGUCUCCAAACGUUGCAGCAUGUAAUGAGGAUGACUCGUACAUGGGAUACAACCAUGUCCAUGAUACCAAAAGGCGGGGACACCAUCUGGGGUAAUCUUGAUUGGUCACCUGAAGAUGGGUACAAUUGUACUUUGAAGAAGCAGAGGAGUAAUGAUACACACACUGCUGGAAAGAAUGGAAAUGGGUGCCUGGAUUCAUCAGGAAAAGGUGCGCACUUUGGAAGAAUAAUAUCAUUUGGAAAGGAUGUAGCUGAGGCCCCUUCCUCGACGAUUGAGAGAAUGGACUUUAGGGGUGCCACUAAAGGCAACAACCUUGCUAAUGCAACCUGCCAAGAUGUAUGGACAGAGUACCAUGACAUGGGCAUUCCUGGCAUCAAAGCCAUUGCAGAUUAUAAAGUAUACACAGCUGGAUCAAUAUUAGAUCUACUUCAUUACGUGGCUCCAAAAAUGAUGAAACGUGGUGAUGCUCACUAUUCAUAUGGCAUAGCUGAUGAUCUGGAUGACCCAAAAUACAACCAUUAUAAAUAUUGGUCAAAUCCAUUAGAAACUAGGUUGCCAAAUGCCCCAGAUAUUGAGAUUUUUUCUUUGUACGGAGUCGGAAUUCCUACUGAGAGAGCCUAUGUUUACAAGAUGAGUGCAGCGGCAGAUUGUUACAUUCCUUUUCAGAUUGAUACAAUGGCCGACAGUUCAGAUCAGUGCUCUUGUCUCAAGGGAGGGGUUUACAAUGUUAAUGGAGAUGAAACAGUUCCUGUUUUAAGUGCUGGUUAUAUGUGUGCUAAAGGUUGGAAAGGGAAAACACGUUUUAACCCCUCUGGAAUGCGGACUUUUAUAAGGGAGUAUGAUCAUGCUCCUCCAGCUAAUCUACUAGAGGGUAGAGGCACCCAAAGUGGUGCGCAUGUUGAUAUAAUGGGGAAUUUUGCGUUGAUUGAAGAUGUUAUUCGAGUAGCAGCAGGUGCUACAGGAGAGGAUUUAGGAGGAAAUCGUGUAUAUUCUGAUAUUUUUGAAUGGUCUGAAAGAAUUGACUUAAAGCUAUAGCCAACAAGGAUACAAGUCCUUUUUAGAAGGAUACAAUUGCAGAAAGAUGAUAGAUAUCAGAGCUGCAGACUGCAGAAGAUAUGGCAUCUAAUAUCUAUCCCUCUUAAUAUGAUUACAUAUUUCGUCCAUAAAUAUUCACCUUUUCGAUCUUAUAUAAUUUUUCAUACGUUCUUUAGUCUUUUUGAAGCUUAGACCUUGUAGUUGCUACCAUAUACACAUUAAUUGAUUUCCAAUCUUCUUUGUUACAGCAGUGGCAUUCUACUAGGUUGCCUUAGGGAUUUCAGUUUUAGAUUUGCUGAUUCAAAACAAAGAUGACACAUAGCUCACACGUUUAUCAGCCAUCGAACACGGUAAUUAGCAACCCAGAUAACAAGUGAUCUUUUCCUUUGCUUGCGCUCUUCAUGUUAUGUUAUGGCUAGAAUUUAGAUAUUCAAUUCAUUGUGUACAGAAGUUAAUUUUAAAUAUAAGGGGCAGCUUUUCGUCCCCUGUUAUCAAUAGGUUUUGGGUGUUGUGAAACCUGGGUCUAUUGACAAUUUUGUUGUUUUCUUUAAUAAGAAAACCAAAUGUAGAUUUUAUUUACUCCG